Messenger RNA from Cricetulus griseus (Chinese hamster), 7338 nucleotides. NCBI's taxonomy places the organism in Eukaryota, Metazoa, Chordata, Mammalia, Rodentia, Cricetidae. The record is from RefSeq and is a predicted model, not a curated record.
AUGGAGACAGAGCGGGGCUCACUCGGCCCUCGGGAUGUGGAUAAUCCCAAAAAGGAAGUUCAACUGAGGGUAAUCCCGUCGGAGCUGAAGUUCCUGGAUGCAGUAUCUGGGAAAGUGUACCGACUCCCUCUUACUGUACACAAUUUGGGCCGCUGGAACCAGAAGAUGAGGUUUCAAGAGCCCGUGAAGCCACAGUUCAAACUGUUGUUGACCAGUCUGGAUAAGGAACUUGCUUCUGGCCUUCAAAUGACAGCAAUGGUGGAAUAUCAUCCUGAUAAAAAUGAAGACAUGUUUGAUCACAUGUUUAUUUCUGUAGGAAAUAAAGUACUAGAUAUUCCUCUGGUCGGGCUGAUUCCAACCUGUCAACUGGAAAUUGUGCCAGUAGUUGAUUUUGGCACAUUAGUUGCCAAUAGUAAAGUGCAUUGUAAAGAGAUUAGUAUUAUUAACCAUGGCAAAGCUCCAGGUACAUUUAAAACAGAAUACCAGGGUCAGUUACCUAUUGUCAUUUCUCCAAGUAGUGGUACUGUGAAAGCUAAGUCAUCAAUGGUCAUCAAAGUGGAUUUCUGUGCAGACCAGUCCCAAUUUGUAAAUGAAGAGGCAAGAGUGAGUUUGCAAGGUCGUCCUGAUACAUUCUUGAACAUCAAAGUUCAUGUGGUUGAACAGAUAAUCGAAUUGUUUAACAUGAAUAGUGACAGGAAGUUGGAAUGUAUACGAUUUGGUUCUGUUUUCUUUGGAACAUCAAAAAUUGAGCAAGCAGUUCUGUUUAACAAUAGCCCUGAAACCAUAAAUUGGGUUGCAAUAAUGCAAGAUGAUUGUGUUGGAGAAGAACUGGGAACAAAUAUUCAUCAAAGGACAGAUAUUGCCUUAAACAAUCUCCCCUACUUAAACAAAAUAAAGAAAAUAGAUAUGACUGAUUUUAUCUCCUGUGUUCCCAAUGAAGGAACUUUACUCCCUUACCAAAAGAUUGUAAUUACAUUUUGCUUCAGCCCAAAGCUGGUAGUUGAUAUUAAAAAGGACAUUGGGCCUUCACAUAGGCAAGACUAUGCACUGUUUGUGAGAUUUGAUUCUGUGGGAAGUAAAGAUGGAUUUUUGAGAGAUGAUAACUCUAAUACCAUGAAAAGUCAUCGACUUCAGAAAGUAGAAUUAGCUUUGACAGGCUCUGGACUUCCUGUCAUCUUGCAGUUUGACCCAGGAAAAUCACUUACAUUUCCACCUUGUUUCAUGGGUGAACAUUCAGAUCUUCUAUGCAUUGUAAAAAAUCAAUCCAUAUCACUUCCUGUGAUAUACCAUUUUCAAAAAACUGCGCACUUUAAAAUGGAUCCUGAAAGGGGCAAAAUUGAUGAAGGAUGUAUUCAGAAUGUGAUAUGUUCCUUUGUUCCACAUCAAAUUGGAGUGUUUAAAGUGAAGCAAGUGAUCGAGAUUAUUGGCCCAGUGGCAGAUGAAAAUUUACGGUCUUUGUCGAUGAAACCUUUUCAUUAUAUAAAUUUAGAAUUCAACAGCGUUUGCAAAGCUUACACUAAGAAAGUUGGGGUGAAAAUUAAUCCUGGUAUAUCCCCCUUGAUCAGUAAUCCCACAAGACAAUUUGUGAUAAAAAAUUCAGAGAAAAAGGAAGAUCUUCCACCUGUAGCAGCAAUGCUGCGGUCAGCCAUGACAAACCUUCAUACUCAUCAGUCAAAUGAUGUGUCAGCGAAGGAUGCACUGAUUGCCUUUCCUAAUGAUAGAGCUGCAAGCAUCAGGUGUGGAGACCACCAUGAACAGUUCAGAACAAUUUUCACAAAGAUGCCAAGGCAUUACUAUACGGAUCCUGAUUAUGAAUACACUGAUUUGGAAAAACUGGAAAGGAAAAUACAUCAAGAUUACUACAGAGAUUAUAUUAGAAAUUCAAGGAAUGCACGCCUACAGAAAGAAGCACAGAGGGGACGCAUGUAUCCACUUAAUGAAGUAGAUAUAGGCAUGCUGCCAUCAUCUGGUCUAAGGUCACCAUCACUGUCUCAAUCAGAAAUAGAAGAGGAAAUACCUUCAUCCUUAAAGUCUUCUUCUCUCAAAGUUAAAAGAUUGCUAAGCACCAAGAAAAUAGCAUCCAGGGAGACAGAAUCUCUGCAGAGAAAGAUCAUCAAAGGACUUAAAUCAAAGCCAACCACUUACCUUGAGAAACAAGACUGCAGCAAAGUUUUGACACCAAAGCAAAUCCAUCAAGUAAUUGUUGGACCAUCUGUCCUUAACUUUGGUAAUAUUUGUGUGAAAUCUACAAAUACUCAGCUACUUCACAUUGUUAAUAUGCUGCCCAUGUAUAUAUUGAUACAGUUAGAUAUUGAUUUGGAAGAACUUCAGAAAACCAACCAAUUUUCAUAUGUGAUCCCACCUACAUCUAGUACAUAUGUUUCGAUGGUAUUUGAGUCUUCUACCAAUGGAAAAUUUUGGAAAUCAUUCACCUUCAGAAUUAACAACAUCCCUGGUGGACACAUCCUAGUGAUGGCUGUCAUCCUGCCUGUAAAACUUGAACUGUCUUGUAAUGAUAUUGUAUUGAGACCACAAACCUUCUUGUUGAAAACAUGUUUUCGGGGAACAGUUAGGCUAUAUAAUCAUCUGAAUCGUCCUGCCCAAUUUGUAUGGAAACCAGUAAGUGCACUGAGAGGAAUGGCAUUUACUAUUCGUCCAGCCCAAGGCAUUGUUGAUCCUUAUUGCUCACUGGAAUGUGAAGUCACCUGGCAGCCAGGAUUUAGUUCUCCGGAAAAGGGAGAGUUUGUACUUCAAGUGUAUGGAGGAAAUACUUUGACACUCAAGUGUAUUGCACAUGUUGGACAUACUAAAGUCACCUUUUUAGAGCCAAGAAUACUAUUUAGUAAUACAUCGCAAGGUUUAACUACUUGGAGGAAAGCCAUUCUUCACAAUAUAGGGCAAAACCAUGCUUAUUUCAAGGUUUGUGAUCAAAGCCUUUUGCCUACCAUUAAUAUCAUUCCAUCAGAAGGAGUAAUCCCAUUUGGGGGAAUAACUGUUCUUAAUAUCUCCUGUACACCUACUGUGGCAGAAAAAUUUGAUACAAGAGCAAAGGUUGCUAUUCACCGUGCAAAUGUUAUAGAUCUUUGAAUUUCUGGAUCUGUUGAAAUUGCUGAUGUUGAAAUCACACCUAAUGUAUUUAAUUUCAGUGGCACCUAUGUUGGCACUACAGAAACUAUUCCAUUUAUAAUUAAAAACAAAGGUGUGACACGGGCCAAAGUAGAGUUCAAUCUAAAAGAAUUUCCACUUUUUGCAAUGGAUUUUAAGGGAAAUGCAGGAGAGUUAAAAAACACAGAAGUUCCUUAUAUGUAUGCCAUAGAGGUGGAGGAAAGCACAUCUGUGGAAUGUGGCAUAGCAUUUUCUCCUGUAGAAGUAGCAACAUAUAACUUUAGCUUUCCUGUCCUUAUUAAUUCCUUCAAGGCUUCAGAACUCUACUGCGAAUAUUUGUCACAGAAACAGAUUUUGAUGCCAAGAGUGUCACCACUUAUUCCACCUUGUUUUGUUCAAGCUACUGUAUUGAGAGCACCAUUGGAAUUAUCCAGCACUGAAUUUGUCUUCAAAGUCCCAUUAUAUGAGAUCCAACAUAAUAAGGAGAUCACAAGAAUUCAGGAUCUUGUCUUAUAUAAUAUUUCAAAAAAAACUGUUCAGUGGUCUUUGGAUAUUGGUAGAAUUGAAAAACUUUUCAAAAGUGGCAUAUUCAAAUUUACUGCACUGAUUGGAAGUCUGAAACCAAACGAAAAGUAUACGAUUUCCAUACAUUUCUGUCCAAGAGAGCCCAUAACCUACCGAGCUGAUGUUGCUAUACGUUUAAAUGAUAAUUUAUUUGACUAUAGAAUAUUAAGUUUGAUUGGAGAGAUACAAUCACCAAAGAUACUUUUUGAUCCACCAUUUAUAUGUUUUACUCCUGUUCCUUUGGAUAUCACAGCUGGGGUGGAUAUCAGAAUUUUGCCACAGAACUAUUUCAGAAAUUCAAAUCUACAGUUCAAGAUUCCUACUGCAAAACUUCUUGAUGAUGAUGAGAUUCAACCACUUACUGUGACAUUUCCUAAAGGAAGAGCUAUCAUAGGCUCUGAUACUGGAAUUAAUGAUGAGCUACCAUGUCAUCUUAGUUUCAAUUCAUCUAAACCUGUUUCAUUUUUUGCCAAUCUUCUCUUUUGUGAUGACAAAAAUAACUGGUUUUCACUCCCAGUUACAGCAACAGCAGAAAAUUGCCUUCUUACUAUUUAUCUAUAUUUGGCAGUUCAUCUGGACAAGCAAAAAGUUAUUUUAAAGGAUGAUAAAGAAGGAAAUACUAAAAAGCCUAGAGGCAGUUUUUUGAUUCCUACGGUUCCACAUAGGGAUUCCAAACAUUUUGCAAAAAAGGGAUCCAUUGUUCCUAAAGUUAAUGAUGCUGAAGUUACAUAUGGGAACCUAUUUGUUGGGAUGGAAAUUGGACAUGAUCAUGUGGACUCAGAUGAAAGUAUUUCAGAUAGAGCCAAUCCUGGAUCUCUCGAAAAUGAAGAGAAGAAUCAACAAUUCUUUGCACCUGCAGAAGGAUCAAAGGCUUAUGACUAUUUUCAGAAGGUUGUUAAUGCAGCUCAGACCUGGUUCAGUCUCUUUGGGUGGCCUGAAGGGCCCCAUUCUCUUUCUAUUCCUGAGACAAUAAGAAGGGAUGUGCAGAAAAUACAAUUCUAUUCAGCAUCCUCACCAGCCAAGAAAUUUUCCAGACAGCAUGAUUUUUCCAAAUAUAAUAAGACAAUUUAUGAUGUGGUUCUUAACUUGAGUGGAAGACUACCACCUGGCAUUAACUCAAACCAGUCCUUACCUGUGAACAACACUGAAAGGGUGAUCCAGCUCCAUUCGCAACAUGCCUCACUUCUAGACUUUAUCACUGCUCAAGGUGGAUGCAUUUCUCAUGUACUUCCUGAAUUUUUGCUUGGACCAGAAGAUUAUAAGAAGUGGCUUGAAAUUACAACAUCCACUAAAAACACAACUCUCUGUACACUUAAGGAAAGGUAUUCUGUUAAUAUAGAUAUGGAUAAUUUUGAAGCCUGGAGUACCAGGGCAUGGACAGAUGUAUUUCUUCAGAUAUACAAGGUUAUGGUUCUCUCUCGGGUCACACCACAUAGCUACAAUUCUGCUCCACCUCUACAUGGGGAGACUACAUCCAAAAUCAACCCUUGUUUUGCAUCCAGCAACAUAUAUUCUAAUUCUGAAAGAAUUCUACUUAGUUGGUUGAAUACAAAUUAUGAGAGUCAUCGACAUGUUAUAUGGAAAAACAAUAAAACAGAUGGUGUUCCUUCUGAGAGAUGGAUAGUGAAUUUUGAGGCAGAUCUUUUUGAUGGCCUUGUUUUUGCUACACAGCUGGCAGCAUACUGCCCAUUUUUGAUUGAGUCUCAUUUUACAAGUAUGUACACACGACCAAAACGUCCUGAACAGUAUUUGCACAAUAGCUUGAUUAUUAUAAAUAGUCUUCGUGAAAUUGGCUUUGAUUUGAACAUACAGGCCAUUGACAUCUGUGAUCCAAACCCAGUACUGAUGCUAAUGCUCUGUGUCUACAUGUAUGAAAGGCUGCCUACAUACCUCCCCAAGAAGGUGGUGCCAUUCUCUUGUACUCUGUAUGAUGUUGUGCUGGGACAGAUACUAGUGAAAAAUCCAAGCUUGAAAAAUUUAGUGUAUACAGCUACAAUUGUUGGAAGAGAUGCUUCUGACUUCUGUCUUGCCCAGACUGGGAAUAUUGUAACAAUUUCCCCGAAAAACCAAAUUGUCCUCAUUGUGAAAUUUUUAAGUCGGUUCCUCCAUCCUGCUGAAGCUACACUAUUAUUAAUUUCAAAACCUAAGGCCGGAGUCGGAGGCAGUACUAUGGCUUUUGCUCUGAAAGGAGAAGUACUAAAUUUUAAAGCAAUUGAUAUUCUAAAAUGCAAAGCUCCAUGUUAUCAAUGGAAAGAAGUCUCUGUGAAUGUGAAAAAUCCCUUUGUGAUGGGUGGAGAUUUUCGUGUCAUUCUUGUGGAAUCUACAACACUUAUGUAUUUGCCAAAACAAGUAAAUGAUUCAUCAAAAUCUGCUGUGAUGCCUGAUCAUAGUAUGAAUAGUGACUAUGAUGGCGAUCGGAGUUCUUCCCAUGCUGAAAAUGGCUUAAGAACCUCAAUUAAGUCUAACUUCAUCAGAGAAUUCUUCUGUUCAAUGCCUACAAUUUUCUUGGGAGCAAAAGGAUCUUCAAGCCUGGAGAUCUACUAUCUUCCCUUUGACAUGCAUAUUCGCUAUUGUGCCAUCAUCCUGAGCAACAAAUCGAUUGGAGAUUUGAUAUAUAUUAUAGAAGGAAAAGGUUUGAUACCCUUGCCUUCCAAUUUCCUUCCAAUGAAGCCUCCGACUCCAAUUGACUACAGUACUUCUCUAGAUGAAGAAUGUAAUAAGGAAGAUCCAGUCCUAUAUUUGAGCUGUAAGCCUCAUCAAAUACUUGAUAUGGACCUUAAAGUACCACUGACUAAUGAAGCCAAGGAAAAGGCUUUGGCUUUUGCAGCACAACAACAGAUGUCAACUCUUGAGUAUGAACGAAGAGCUGUCACUGGCACACUGGAGAGCAGUACCAUCCGUGUAGCCAUUGCCCUCCUAGGACUAACCAAGAUUGAGUGCCUUUUGCUCUUUAAUAUGUCGAAGUUGAAAAAGCCUAAAUCCAUUUUAUAUACAACAGAGCUGAGCCUUCCGGCCCAUUUCAAUAUACCCAGAAAAAUUUACAUCCCUCAGAUUCCAGAGCCUCCAGCUAUCCAGACUCAAUCUCCACAAAUUAACCCUCACAUUGUAACAGGAGACCAACCAGGCGAGAAGCAACUGCCAAGCACCCAAGCAGCUUUAGAAGGAACAGUUUCAGUUCCUCUACGAUUUGCUCCCCUUGGGCCUGGACGAUACCCUUGUAAAAUUUUGUUGGUAUCAAGAUAUGAUGUGCGUGUGUAUGUAAUUGAAGGUAUAGUAAAUGAAGAAGAACCAGAGGCUGAAUUGUUGUUUAAAACACCAGCAUUUGAACCACUCACACAGCAUAUCCCAAUAAAAAAUGAAACAAAGAAACCUUGGAAAUUUCAAAUUAAAAUAGAAGGAGAAUGGUUUUGUGGACCUCCGAUUUUACAUGUUGGCCCUGGUGAAACUAUUCAGUAUCCUUUGACAUUCAAACCCAUUUUGGAAUGUGAAGUUAUGGGUAAACUUACUUUACAAAAUGAAGUGGAUGGUAUGGCACACAUCAUUGAAAUUGAUGGGAUUGGGACAAAACCCCUGGCCUUGGAUCACAUUGUUAUAGACUGCAAAGUGGGAAAUGUGACAGAUAAGUCCAUAAUAGUACCUAAUCAUACAAAAAGUCUGCUGACAUUUAAG